AUGGCAAACACAGUCGCGUUGCUCUGGACUGCCCUCGCGGCAGUAGUGCCGAACGUACUGGCACAGGCAAACACUUCCUAUGUCGAUUACAACACCGAGCCACAGCCUAGUCUCGAUAGGCAAACGCUUUCAAAGGUUCACUAUGAGUUCCCCGAUUGCGCAGCGGCGCCUUUGAACACGAGCCUCGUGUGCGACUCCUCGGCUCACCCUCAUGACCGAGCUGCUGCCUUGGUCGCCAUGAUGACCCUGGACGAGCUCAUCCAAAGCACUGGCAACACAAUUUACGCUAUUCCACGCCUGGGUCUACCAGCCUACAACGUCUGGCAGGAGGCUCUUCAUGGAUUGGACCGUGCCAACUUCACCAAGUCGGGUGACUGGAGCUGGGCAACGUCCUUCCCCUCUCCGAUUCUUACCAUGUCAGCUCUCAAUCGCACAUUGAUCAACCAGAUUGGUGAUAUUAUUUCCACUCAGGGCCGAGCUUUCAACAACGUUGGGCGCUACGGACUGGACGUCUACGCUCCCAACAUCAAUUCCUUCCGCCACCCGGUCUGGGGUCGCGGUCAGGAGACACCGGGCGAGGAUGCUUACUGUCUGUGCUCUGCCUAUGCAUACGAGUACAUCACCGGCGUUCAAGGAGGCCUGGAUCCGGAGCAUCUCAAAUUGGUUGCCAAUGCCAAGCACUUUGCAGGGUACGACAUUGAGAACUGGAACAACCACUCCCGAUUGGGUAACGACUUGAACAUCACCCAGCAAGACCUAGCUGAGUACUAUACCCCUCAAUUCGUCACCGCCGUGCGUGACGCCAGGGUGCACAGUGUCAUGUCUUCCUACAAUGCCGUGAACGGCGUGCCAAGCAGUUCAAACUCCUUUUUCCUUCAGACUCUGCUUCGCGACACCUGGAACUUUGUUGAGGACGGGUACGUCUCCUCCGACUGCGGUGCUGUCUACGGUGUAUUCAACCCACACGAGUACGCGGCCAACGUGUCUGGUGCCGCAGCCGACUCGAUGAGAGCCGGCGUGGACAUCAACUGCGGAACCACCUACCAGAAUCAUCUCAAUGAGUCCUUCUAUCACGGCGAGAUCUCCCGCAGCGAGAUUGAGCGGGGAGUCAUCAGACUCUACUCCAAUCUUGUCAGCCUUGGAUACUUUGACGGCAUGGAUAGCCCAUACCGCAACCUGACCUGGUCCGACGUUGUCAAGACGGAUGCCUGGAACAUUUCGUACGAGGCUGCGGUCGAGAGUAUUGUCCUUCUCAAGAAUGAUGGAACCCUUCCUCUUCCCAAGAAGGUGAAGAGCGUUGCUCUGAUUGGACCCUGGGCCGAUGCCACCACACAGAUGCAAGGCAAUUACUUCGGCGCAGCGCCAUACCUUACAAGUCCACUCCAAGCGCUCAAAGCGUCAGACCUGACCGUUCACUAUGCUCUUGGUACCAACAUCUCUUCGCACUCCACCAGCGGGUUUGCCGAGGCCAUGGAUGCGGCCAAAAACUCCGAUGCCAUCGUCUUUGCCGGUGGUAUCGACAACACCAUCGAAGCGGAGGGUAUGGAUCGACAGAACAUCACCUGGCCGGGCAACCAGCUGGAACUCAUCAAGAAGCUGAGUGAGCUCAAAAAGCCCCUCGUGGUUCUCCAGAUGGGUGGUGGUCAGGUGGAUUCCUCCGCCCUGAAGAACAACAAGAAUGUGAACGCACUAGUCUGGGGUGGUUACCCUGGUCAAUCUGGCGGCAAUGCCAUCUUGGACAUUCUCACCGGAAAGCGUGCCCCAGCCGGUCGCUUGACCACUACGCAAUACCCUGCCGAAUACGCGGAAAAAUUCCCCGCGACGGAUAUGAACUUGCGCCCAUCCGGUGAGAAUCCAGGACAGACAUAUAUGUGGUACACUGGUACACCUGUGUACCCAUUCGGCCACGGACUGUUCUACACUACGUUUGAGGCAUCCCUGGGCCACAGCCAGCGGAGGGAGAGCAAGGCCUCCUUCAACAUUGUCGACCUUUUGUCUCAAUCCCACGAGGGCUACAAUGUGAUCGAGCAGGUUCCAUUCCUCAAUUACACCGUCGAUGUCAAGAAUACCGGCAAAGUCGCGUCGGAUUACACAGCUAUGCUGUUCCUCAACACCACCGCCGGUCCUGCCCCACACCCGCACAAGUGGUUGGUUGGAUUUGACCGGCUGGGAUCGAUCAAGCCACAAAAGUCCUCUAAAAUGAUGAUUCCCGUCACUCUCGACGAUGUGGCUCGAACCGAUGAAGUUGGCAACCGCAUCGUCUACCCGGGCAAGUAUGAAUUGGCUCUGAACAACGAGCGCUCGGCUGUCAUGUCUUUCACCUUGACUGGCAACGCGACCACUAUUUCCAAAUGGCCGCUGGAAAAGCAGCUCAUUCCUCCUGCGGAGUAA
This is a messenger RNA of Penicillium oxalicum, 2391 nucleotides long. It is a transcript of the gene xlnD, whose product is annotated as beta-xylosidase XylA. Gene Ontology annotation, molecular function: xylan 1,4-beta-xylosidase activity; alpha-L-arabinofuranosidase activity. Gene Ontology annotation, cellular component: plant-type cell wall. Gene Ontology annotation, biological process: arabinan catabolic process; xylan catabolic process. The coding region runs from base 1 to 2391 and encodes 796 amino acids. The record is from RefSeq and is a predicted model, not a curated record. NCBI's taxonomy places the organism in Eukaryota, Fungi, Ascomycota, Eurotiomycetes, Eurotiales, Aspergillaceae. The transcript has a single exon.